UCCAGUGUGAAUCCUGCAUGAAUCUGGGCAUUAACCUAACCCUAACUUGACCUAACCUGACCUGAGUUUAAUGUUAAUUUCAUACGCUGCAUAAGAAUGAGCCUCAAAAAUCGAUAUUUCUUCUUCCACACGCUACGUGUCUACAAACACUUGCAUCGCGGAUCGAAGGAUCGUGGCAUUUAAUUUUACUUGGAAUAAACAACCGCUUCAGGUACUCAGGAGUAUGAGAAAGAUAAGAUAAAAAGGGAUUUUCCGAGCAAAGUGCAUAACUUUUAUUAUUUCCUCUCGGAAAUCCUGUGCGACUGACAAACUCGUCACGAGCAACCAGCUUGGUUCGAGUCGGUCAUAAAUUUUCUUUAUAACGCACUGACCAUUAAAACGACGGCGAUGAUUUUUAUCGAUCGUCCGGGGUAUUGGUUUGCGUAGGUCUCAUCGUGAACUAGUAUAAGCGCGUCUAGCUCUUACGCGAAUGAUGCGGUAGAUGCGAUUUGCUCCUGAAUGAUCCGUGAAAUAACCGGAACGAUAAUUGUGCGUUCGCCGAUGCUUCGAUCUCCGUUUCACGUCGUCUCAGAAUGGUUUUGAGUCGCAACGAUAAGAGAAAGAGGAAGGAGGGGGACCUGGUGGAUCUCAUGGAGCCCCUUUCGGAAUCUCCGAAAAGGACCAAAGUUCACGCACAGAGAAAAUUUGCACAGGGCGCAACCACAGUGUUCAAUAUAUCGCCUACGCCUGUCAAGGAUAAAGAAAAGGCUAAACCUGCCACAUUCACAGAAUUAAUAACGCACAAACGUCCGAAUACGGAGGAUUUUUUAACGUUUUUGUGUUUUAGAGGAACAUCUAUUUUGCCAUCCAGUUUAAAUUUCUUCAAUAUUGGCAACAAGAAGGAGAAACAAGGACCAAAGCCAGCUCGAACUUCUGUGGAGAAGGCAUCCUCUACUAGCACUUUUACAGAGGUUCAGAAACAAGAAAAUACAUGCCAGAAAAAUGUGACAAAAGUAAAGCCUGUUGUCUCGAAUAAGAAAAAAGUGGCUAAUUCAUUACACAAAAGCAUUACCAAACUUAAGACGACUACGUCUACAGUCCAAGCACUUAAAAAGAAAUAUCAGGAACAACGCCUUGCUAAGCAAAGAAUUAAAAAUAGAUACAAAACCACUUGCGUUAUGAGGACAAGAUCGUGUACAGAGAGAUCUAUGUUGAAGGCUGGUCUUCAGUUGGCGCCGCGAAAAUUCUUACCUAGAAUUAAGGCAAAGAGACACGGUCUAAGAAGCGGUGUACUGCCAGAUAAGGCCGCUAAACCUCUGUCGAAAACGAAACUGCCGUUACCCAAGCCAAAGAAGAAAUUAAAUUUGAGAUCGAAAAAUAGCGAUACAGAUGCGUUAAAUACAGAUGCGUCAUCUGAAGGGGAGAAUGAUGUAGAGAACGAUGAGGAGGAAGAGUUACAUGUGGAGAAGUCUACACAGAUAAAGCGCAACAUACAAAAGGGUAUCCGAAAAAAGAUCUGUACCAGAAGUAAGUCAGAGAUGAGAAGAGUUACAAGAUCGUCCAGCGGCACCGUCUCCUUGCAGAAUCUCUCUAGAAGGCCUACCAGAAAGACGAAGGAAGCAGCUGCUGUAUAUAUGGAGAUUCUUGGAAGGAAAUUAGUGAGUCCAGAUUUAGAAAAUGAUGAUAACAUUUCAGUCGAAAGCUUUCCUGAACUGCCAAAUGCUCGUAGAAUAGCGCAAACGGAGAAUGAGCUUAAAGCCAAAGUAAAACAGAAUAGUAACAAGACUGUCGCUAAAACUAAAGAUUCUAAAGUUAGCACCUUCAAUAAUAAUGCUAAUAAGCGAUUGAAUAAGAAUAAAAAUAACAAGUUGAUUUUAAAGAGCAAACGUUUGAUGAGAGUGCAGAGAUAUUGCGAAGAAGACAGCGAUGAGGAAUCCGAGAGCUCAAUAGAAACUAACAACACAAGACCCAUUACCAGACAGAGUCUUGGAAAGGUUGACAAACCGAUUAGCAGGAGCCUUAGAUCAUCUUCCAAAAACACAACUGUACAAACAGAAGUGCAAAAUAACGUAAAUAAUAAACCGAAGGCCCAGACUCAAAGUUGUGUGAAAUCAGCUAGGGAAAAAUUUGUGAUAAAACGUAAACGCGAGCAAAAUAUAUCCAAAACGUCGUCGGAUAAGAUUAAGCAAAAGAGCCUUAAAAGUAAUCAAAACGAGAAAGCGGAGUCUGAGGAGGAAACGCUGGGAAUGCUGCUGAGUAAAAUAAAGAGGAAGAAAGAAAAUGAGGAGGGAGAGGAAAGACAGAUUCCUGACAGUGUCAACAAGACGAAGGAUGAAAGGACUCGCGGCAACGCGCAAAAUGUGAAAGCCGAUCUGCCGAAGGUAUCGGACGACGAGGAAUCUUUUCGUGGGUUUACUAAGAAGGCAAUAUCAAAAGUAUUGAAUUCGUGUCAGACACAUGCCAAUGUUAAUCUACUAAUCACAGAGUCUGAUGAAAAGUCGAAUGUGCCCAAAACGUUGGACGUAUCGCAAACGAUGGAUCAAAGCAGUACUUUACAAGAGAGUAAAGUAAAAGUCUCAUCGGUCAAAGUCGGCUCCCCGGCCGUAAAUUCGCUAAACGAUGAGUGCAGCGUAUCUGCUCAGGAUAAAAAGUCAGUAAUGGAUUUGUCCGUAAAGACGCAAGGCUCGUUGCUACCACCUACGGAACAGAUAAAAUGUAAUCAUGAAAAUAAGGUCCCUUCCACUCUUAUGCCGUUAUCUACUUUGCAUACGAGAAAAGAACGAGUGAAUAUGUCGACCGAGCAGAUAGAAAAGUGGUUGAACGAAAGCUCAUUCGCCAAGGAAGAGAGUAAGCUGGAGAUGGAAAACGUUUCCAGCUUUAGAUACGAGUCUGUGAAAGAGAAAUUGAAGGCGGACGUUUCGCAUCUGUCUAUCUCGACGAAAAUCCAACAUUUAGUACGUCCGGUCAAUGUCACGCUUUCGAAAUUGUCGGAUAAGACGAGUUUGAAGGACCGCGCGGGGAUACACAGCAGAAAUGUGAUACCGAUAUCAUCUGAUGCGCAUAGUAAUACUGCGGCGAAACAACAGAAUGCGAUUGUCGACAAGAAUAAAAUUACCACUGAGGCGAGAGAGAUUGUCAAGAAAACUGAGAAGAUGAACAAAGAUACAUCUCCUAUUGAAGAUACUAGUGAUACUGUGUCCAAAUCGGAUCAAAACUCGGUGGACGGUUCUAUAGAGAAGAAGUCGCCGACGGAGAAAAAAAUCUUUCAACUGCGGAAGCCUUUUCUGCCUAAGGUAAAAGAACGUAAAACUGUAACGCCGAAUGCGAAUGCGUUUUCGCCGGAGAACGAGAGCAGCGUUUACGCGUUUGAAAGUGACACCGAGGUUCCCGUUAGCACACCCUUCCGGAGAAAGAUUAGAGACGAUGCGAAACGUUUGACCGCAGUAAUGCAGUCCACAGUGGCUGUGGUACCCGAGACCAAAGUGAUUGCCGAAGCCAAGGGAUCAAAUUUGAAGGAGGAUUCCGAAUCGUCAGAUAGCAAGAAUAAACCGCCCAACGAUCCCGCGAUGGUCACAAGAAAAGAGGACACGAAGGAGACGCAAAGCCCGACGAACGUGGCAAGUACAGUUCCAAGUGUAAACAAGUUUGAGUUGCCCAAGAAUUUCGCGAGUUUGACCAAUGUCCAAGUACUACCGCUCGACAAACUCACGACGAGUUGGAGCAACGUAAAUUGCAGCGCUUCCAUAGCGGUGCAGGUGAAUCUCGACGAGACCACGCAGGAGCCAGAGAGCAAUGCGAGUCAACAGAAGAGUACCGAGAUAUCUACUCAGACCGAGAUCAGUAACGAGAACGACGACGAUAACGAUGGACAGCUGUUUUACAUUCCUUUGCAGGCUGUUACAAGGAACGGCCCGAAUCUGGCACAAGGGCAACAGCUGAUACAGGGCGUCGCUGUUAAACUCGGUACGGAGGGACCGACCGGUCCUAAUCAAAGAGUGCUCCUUCGAGCUAAAUUGGUCACCAAGCCACCAUUGUCCGUGGCACGUUGUCCACCGAUAGGGACGGUGCAACCGACAACACGUACCCCGCCUAAUUCUACAGCAAUUACGGUAGAACAGCAAGUACCAUCGACGUCAACAACCGAGACCGUGUCGACUGUGGAAGCAGGUACGCCGAGUGCGGAGAUGCAACCGGUCUCAAGAACGAAACUUGAAGUGCCAAGUUCGAAUCGUCAAAAUGUCAGUACGAGCGCAAAUAGCAGUGUGGAGAAACACAUAAAGUCACCACCAAAGUCGUCGAGAGAGAGAAAAGCUUCUAUAGAUUCGACAAAAAGCGGAAAGAGGACAACGAAGUGCAAACAAAAAGUAUCAGAGCUAUGCUCCUCAAGCAACAGUAUGACGUUUCCAAGUACGAAGAUCACAAAUGAUGAAGCUCGCGUAGUUGAAGCGCCAACGUUUCACCCGACGGAAAAAGAUUUCCAGGAUCCACUGGAGUAUAUAGACAAGAUAAAACCGAUCGCUGAAAAGUUUGGGAUUUGUAAAGUGGUGCCUCCACCAAAUUUCAAGCCAGAAUGCAAGGUGUCUGAUGAUAUGAGAUUUACUGCUUACAAUCAAUAUGUACAUCGCAUGCUCCAUAGGUGGGGCCCUAAUGUAAAAGAAAUGAUGGCUAUCAAGAAAUAUUUAGCUACUCAGAGUAUUACUUUGACACAACCUCCAUGGAUUGGUGGAAUGGAAGUAGAUUUACCUCACUUAUAUCAAACGGUUCAAAGUUUGGGUGGAUUGAAAGAAGUUAUUGAGAAAAAGAAAUGGCAAAAAGUAGCAGAUGGUAUGAAAAUACCAAAAUCAGCACAGGAUCGUGUUACUAAACUAGACGAUAUUUAUUGUAAAUAUUUACUGCCAUAUGAUACAUUGUCGCUAGAGGAGCGUGGAAAAUUGUUCGACGAGGUUGAAACUGAAUGGAUGAGAAAAGAAAGCAAAGCUUUGCAAAGGCAAGAAGUGUUGUCCACUGAUAAUGAUGAGGAAGAGGAUGAGGACAGUUCUGAUGAAAUUGAAGAAUGCAUUGUGAAAGGAAGAAACAUGCCGUUGAACGCUUUCUAUCGAAUUGCCCGUAAUACGCAACGUAUGUGGUUUGGUGAAAAUCAACGAGGAAACGAAGCCGAGGGUGCUUCCGCCGGCGAGGUUGAGAAUGCAUUUUGGAAACACGUUGCCGAGAGGAAACGUCAUGUCUGCGUACAUGCGGCAAGCAUUGAUUCCAGCGGUCGUGGAUUUGGCUUUUCCGUUGCGAAAAAUAGCCCGUUCGCUAGACAUCCUUGGAAUCUUAAAGUUCUCACUAACAACGCUGGAUCAGUAUUAAGAGCUUUGGGUCCACUAAUGGGUGUGACCGUACCAACAUUGCACGUAGGUAUGUUAUUUAGUGCUUGUUGCUGGUAUCGCGAUCCGCAUGGUCUACCAUGGAUAGAAUAUCUACAUACAGGUGCCAAAAAAAUUUGGUAUGGGAUACCCGAUGAGCAUAAUAACAACUUCCGAGAAGCGCUCUCGAAAAUGGUACCACGAUAUUGUAAAAACAAGACUAUAUGGUUACCUUCUGAUACUGCCAUGGUUCCACCGGAAUUAUUAGUAAGCAAUGGUGUGUCGUUAUGUCACAUAGUGCAAGAACCGGGACAAUUUAUAAUAGUCUUUCCAAAAGCCUUCACAUCCAGCAUAUGUACCGGUUAUGUAGUAUCCGAGAGUGUAUAUUUCGCACAACCAUCCUGGUUAGAAACCGCGGAACAAGUAUUUAAGGACAUACAAGACAGUUGUGAACCUUCUAUCUUUUCAUUUGAAAGAUUGUUAUUUAAUAUUAUUAACGACACGAGAUCUCACAUAGAUAUAUUGAAACAGAUAUUGCCGAGUGUGAUAAAGAUUCGCGAAAGGGAAUUAGAUUAUCGUAAACAACUGGAAAGUAUCGGUCUUACCAACAGAGAGAGACUGCCUUUGCCAGAUAGCGGAAAAGGGAAGAAAGGGAAGAAGGUGAAAGAAGAUGAUGGUGACUUUGAAUGUGAGACGUGCAGAGCUAAUUUGUUUGUCUCUUUGGUAAACAAUUCGCAAGAUGACAGCGUUUAUUGUUUGUCACAUGCACUGCAUUUAAUCAGUUGUAAGAAGCAAGUUCUGAAACAUUGUAUUCUGAUGUAUACGUAUGAUGAAGACGAAUUAGACGAAUUGAUUCACAAGCUGGAAAACAGGAUCGAAACCAAAUCUAAAAAAGCUAAUCAAAUAAAAAAUAAGCACGAAAGAUAAGUCUGUUAUUUUAUUUAUAAAAGAUAAAAGUGAGUUUAUUUAUACGUUAAUCGAUAUUAGAAUAAACGUCGCAGAACUAGCAAACACGAUUGCAAACUGGCUUGCUUAUUAUAAUAGAAACUAGUUUAUAUGAAACUUUUUGUUUAUCUAGCGUAUAAUAGGAUGAUAAACAACAACAUAUUAUAUCAAGUAGAAGAUUCGUAUAAUAUUAUAUCAUUUGGUCCAACUCUCUUUCGAGGCAGUUGUGACAGUGUAUAAAAUGUGAAAUUACAUUAUUUACACAAUGUUUGUCUUUAAAGAGUUAAACAAUAAAAAUAUUCAUAUUCGAUUGUUGUGAAAAUGUGAAUAUAUAUAUAUAGCUAAUACAUCUGUUGUAAUUUACUUUUAAGAAAUAUAGUGACACUAGGAGGAUAUUAUUAAAUAUUUGAACC
This is a messenger RNA of Vollenhovia emeryi, 6685 nucleotides long. It is a transcript of the gene Jarid2, whose product is annotated as protein Jumonji. Lineage: Eukaryota; Metazoa; Arthropoda; Insecta; Hymenoptera; Formicidae. Gene Ontology annotation, molecular function: DNA binding; histone demethylase activity. Gene Ontology annotation, cellular component: nucleus. The transcript has 12 exons. Gene Ontology annotation, biological process: chromatin remodeling. The coding region runs from base 573 to 6254 and encodes 1893 amino acids. The record is from RefSeq and is a predicted model, not a curated record.